AUGGACAAGAGCUUUGUCAUCUGCUCUGUGCCUGCGUUGAGCACUAUCUUGGAGAGGCAGCAUGGUAAUUCCUUUAAAAAAAAAUCUUUCUUUCCAUUAGCACCUGUACUAGAGUUUGACUAUCUCAUCUGUGAAGACUGUGGCAAAGAAUUCAUGGAUUCCUACCUUAUGCAGCACUUUGAUUGGGCAACAUGUGAUAAUUGCAGAGAUGCUGAAGAUAAACAUAAGCUUAUAACAAGGACAGAAGCAAAAGAAGAGUAUCUUCUUAAAGACUGUGACUUAGACAAGAGAGAACCAGUACUCAGAUUUAUUUUGAAGAAAAACCCUCAUAAUUCACGGUGGGGUGACAUGAAACUUUAUUUAAAACUACAGGUAAUCAAGCGUUCUCUUGAAGUCUGGGGUAGUGAAGAAUCAUUGCAAGAAGCAAAGGAGCUCCGCCGUGACAACAGAGAGAAGAUGAAACAGAAGAAGUUUGAUAAGAAAGUUAAAGAACUCCGCCGUGCAGUGAGGAGUAGUUUGUGGAAGAAAGAAGCUAGUAUCCAUGAACAUGACUAUGGACCAGAAGAAAACAUUGAAGAAGAUAUGUAUAAGAAGACAUGUACUAUAUGUGGCCAUGAAUUAACUUACGAGAAGAUGUAGUAUUAUCAUGUUUUUAAAUUUCAUUAAGUGUCUUUUUAAUGGUAUUCUGUAUUGAAGUCAAAUAAACACUGAUUGUGAACAAGCUGUUGCCAAA
Molecule: messenger RNA, 733 nt
Organism: Struthio camelus australis
Lineage: Eukaryota; Metazoa; Chordata; Aves; Struthioniformes; Struthionidae
Source: RefSeq, a predicted model, not a curated record